CGUAGAGGUAGUAAACGAAACUGAACGUGAGCAGAAAAGAUAGGACGAGGAUCAUGCCGCCAACUUCCCUGUUGUGACUGUCGAAACGAAGUUAUUAAAUCAGUUACAAACAUGAGCUCCCGGAAACGCGGUGCUGCCAAGAAGCUAGACGCCAGUGGGCCUGCGGUCGCGGCCACGAGCACCCAAUUUGCGGAUGAACCGUUUACGAAGACGCCGAUCGUGUCCACGAGACGCAUCGUGACCCGAGCUGCGCUGUCGCUGGCUCUGGUCGGCGUGCUGUACAUCUCGGCCAAAUGGAAACCUCAGUCCACGUCGGCGAGCUUGGCAGGCGUGGCAGAGAGCCUUACCCUGAGAUCCCAAGCGGUGCCCUGUUCGGAGGACUACGUGGAAGAGCGAAAGCUUUUCAGCGAAUGUGCACCCAGGAAGUGCGGAAGGGUGGUUUCAGACAGCGUGGUGACAGCCAAUGAAGUUCUUGUUCUCCUCAGGAUUGCACAAAGGGGCCUUUCUCUGGGGCGAUCCGACGGAGGUGCAUCCAUCUUGGAUCUUCAUUCUGGGCUCCUCAAGCAGAAGGGCAAGUUACUGUUUACGGAGGAAGACAUCAAGGUGUACAGGCAGGUGAAGAUUAAGAUCCGCAGCCUGAUUGCGUUCCAGUUCGGAGCGACGCCCGAGAGCCUGCACCUGACGCAUCCGACCUUCUUCUCCGAGAUGACAGAUCGUCCGGCCCUGACCGUUCAUGACCAGUACUGGCACGUCCACGUCGACAAGAAAACAUAUGGGUCGUUCCAUUACACGUCGUUGCUCUACCUGUCCGACUACGCUACGGACUUCGACGGCGGACGCCUGGUGUUUGUGGACGGAGCCUCCGGCAACGUCACCGUAGAACCGAAGAAAGGUCGACUCUUGGCAUUCACGUCUGGUUCCGAGAAUCCCCACAGAGUGGAGCCAGUGGAGAGAGGUGUUCGGUACGCACUGACCGUGUCCUUCUCCUGUGAUCCUUCAAAGGCCGUCGCCGACCCCGGAACGUCGUCAGCGGCACAGGCCCAAAAUAAGCGACAGGAACUUUGAUGCAAAAGGUUCCUCGAGGACUGUUCGUUGGCAUCUUGCUGACGUUGUACUGUUUUUCAACUUUGCAAUCGUAUGUUUGCCGACGUGGAAGCCGGUAGUCCACUGUGGUGCUGGUGGUGUACCAGGGCACUCCAGAUGUUACUGGGUGUCUCGUUCGGAAGAAAGCGACGGUUUGUUGAGCUAUAAAUUGUGUCGCGCGACGGAACAUGCAGUAAUUUUGUCAAAGUGUGCAUCCUCUUGGUUGUCACAACAUCCUAGGCUGGGAAAGAGCAGCUUGAAGGAAGCGUAAAGAUAAGCUCAAAAGACUUCACCGAUCUAUGGAUCGCUGGCACCAGAACAACAUCAUUAAAGUCCCCUAGGCUACAGCGCAUAGGUUGUGCCGGGAGCUCACACGAAAACUGACAAACAAGUUCCUCUUGUGAGGGCAGAGUAUUUUACAGAGAGUAAUAAUCAGUUCCGUUCAUCCAGAAUCUCCGUAACACAGAUAUGUACACUCAGCAAUACUGUGAUCAGGAACAUGCCAUCAUCUAUUUUUUCUUUUUUUUUAUUAGUAUUGAACGACUAUCAUCAAAACUACUAUAGUGGUGGAAAGUGCUCGGUUAAAGUAUUAACUGAAGUGGCAAGUUUUGAUAGCCCCCAGUACCCUUUCAAAAUAAAAUGUGAAAAAAACGUCGAAGUCGUGUGCGCUAACAGUGCUAUGCGGUGUACCUUUUUCAUUGGCAGUUCAAAUUCUCAUUCUGCAUCCUUUUACGGGCCAGGUAUGCAAAAAAGUAUAAUGGUGGGGUCCCAAUUUGGAAGUAGAAACUUAGCAUACCUGUCACCAAGUGACGUAGCCAGGAAUUGUUUUCAGGGGGAGCCGAGGUGGCUGGGAUGUCCAUGACGGGGGGUGCGGUGCGGGGGGGGGGGGGGGGGGUCAAAUUGCACAUUUUUUUAUAGUCGGGUUGACUUCUGAAGGGGGCUGAAGGCCCCCCCCCCCCCCCCCAGAAAUCCAGCAGACCCUAUAAAAAGUUUAGUUUUAACCAAGGCAAAACUUCAGCCGUGACCAGACUUUGGCCGAAAAGGAACCGAUGAUGUGACUAACCAAAUGGAAGUGUUGACCUGAACUGUGAUACAACCAAAACUGCAGGCCCAACCGACCGGUGUGAUAUUUAAGCUGGGCUUAAUCGGUCUGUUGAGAACUAGUCGGAAUGGUGCUACUUAUUCCCACCAGCCGUUGGGUUGUGGAAAAACAAAUUUUUAAGAUGAAGUCUAGCAAGUGAUCAAUGGGACCAUAUGCCUGCAUUAUUCUUUCUUUCAGCAACAUAUGUAUUUACAACUCCUUCGACGGUAUUAUUCUAAAUGUUGGGGGAGAAAGGCAUCCUCACUAUUGUCAUGACCUCUGCACAAGUGUUGGUCGUACAUUGUCACCACUCUACCUUUUGACUCGUGGCCUCUGCUUUUGACUUAUUUUUGAAGCUUACCAAAGCCUGUACAAAAUGUUGUGAACUGUUUUUUUUGGGGGGAAUAAAGGUUUCUACUCGUUUUCAAAGUUUC
Molecule: messenger RNA, 2598 nt
Organism: Ixodes scapularis (black-legged tick)
Lineage: Eukaryota; Metazoa; Arthropoda; Arachnida; Ixodida; Ixodidae
Product: 2-oxoglutarate and iron-dependent oxygenase domain-containing protein 3
Exons: 7
Coding region: 112-1065 (317 amino acids)
Cellular component (GO): membrane
Molecular function (GO): oxidoreductase activity, acting on paired donors, with incorporation or reduction of molecular oxygen; L-ascorbic acid binding; iron ion binding
Source: RefSeq, a predicted model, not a curated record